Oryza sativa Japonica Group (Japanese rice) is the source of this 1447-nucleotide messenger RNA. RefSeq lists its product as uncharacterized. The record is from RefSeq and is a predicted model, not a curated record. NCBI's taxonomy places the organism in Eukaryota, Viridiplantae, Streptophyta, Magnoliopsida, Poales, Poaceae. Gene Ontology annotation, cellular component: plasma membrane.
CUUUAAAAAAGUUAAUGGCUUUAAAUAUUUAGGGAAAGGAGGGAGUACGAUACAACCACUACCAAAAUUACCGAUCUCACUCCAAACUAGAACUCCUCUCUCUCCUCUCCCCGACAGCCGACAGCAGCAGCUGCGGAGGCUGCCGCGAGAAGCCUCCACUUCGCCGCGCUCUCCACUUUUGCAGCACAUGCCGCCCCCAACCACUCCAUGCCAUCAUUCACUCCUAAAGCGGCGCGCCACCUCCGGCGCAAGCCAACAAAUGCGCUCGCCACGCGCACGCCCGCCAGCAGCAACCACUUCCCACUCACCACGCAUGCAGCCGCCGCCAAGAACCCGCGAUCCGGCCAUCGCCAUCGCCGGCGACGGCGCGGCGCGGCGAGGUCCCCCGCCGAUGCAGCCGCCCGGGCCGCCGCCGGUAAGGCAUGGUCCGCCGCCGGUGCGGCAGCAGCACGGCUACUACUACGAGGAGGAGCAGAGGCCGCUGCACCUGCACGUGAGGACGGCGAGGUCGUCGUCGUCGGCGCUGGCGUCGUGCCUCGUGGCGGCGGCGUUCCUGGCGCUGGCGGUGGGCGGGGCGGGGGCGGCGCUGUUCGUGCUGUUCCGGCCGCGCCCGCCCGACAUCGCGGUGGCGGCGGUGCGGCUGCCGGCGUUCGCGUCCGGCCCGAACGGCACGGUGGCGUUCACGUUCGAGCAGACGGCCGCCGUGCGCAACCCCAACCGCGCGCCGCUCGCGCACUUCGACAGCUCGCUCCGCGUCGCCUACGCCGGCGGCGAGCUCGGCUCCGUCUACAUCCCCGCCGGCCUCAUCGACGGUGGCCGCACCAAGGACAUGUCCGCCAGCUUCGCCGUCCCGGCGUUCGCCGCGGCCACCCCGCCGUCGCUGCCUCAGGAGCAGAUGGCCGCCGCCGCCGCCGCCUCGGCGCAGCAGCAGCAGCCGGCGGCGGCGGCGGCGGUGAUGGAGGUCGACUCGCUGCUGGUGGUCAAGGGGAGGGUGACCGUGCUGCGUGUGCUGACGCACCACGUCGAGGCGGCCAAGGUGUGCCGCGUCGGCGUCUCGCCGGUGGACGGCAAGGUGCUCGGCUUCCGGUGCUGAACACCACUAUGGAUUUGGAUUUGGAUGAAAUCCAAAUUAAGCCGAAAUUUUGCGGGAAAGAAUGUAAUUUAAUUUAAAUUCUGCAGAAACCAAGCAUUCCCGUUAAGUUUCUGAGCUCCAAACUGGUGGUGUAAUGGUAGAUGAUGAUAUACUAUGUAAUAUGUUCCAUUCUUAAGACACGGUGAAAUACCAGAGUAUCAGUAGCAUUUUAGCUCAAAGGUAUCAUCAAGGUUGUUCAUGUUCUACAUCAAGAUAAUCUCAAGUUGUUGCAUGUAAAAAAUAUCAUAUUUAGCAUAGCAUUUGAGCUCAAGACAAAUAGGCCCUUCAUACUUAACGUUGUUCUAUCUCAAGUUG